Molecule: messenger RNA, 3948 nt
Organism: Schistosoma guineensis
Lineage: Eukaryota; Metazoa; Platyhelminthes; Trematoda; Strigeidida; Schistosomatidae
Source: the annotation of a GenBank genome assembly
GUUUUAUUUUCUAUGUUUCUUAUUUGUUAUUCUUAUCCAUACGUGAAAUGAUCUCGGCCCCAUUUCGAUCUUCUUUAUCAUUUAUUAUAAAAAAAUUAAAUUGUCCAUAACUCGUUCAAAUCAACACAAACAUAAACACACACACACACGCAAACACAUUCACAUCACAUUGCGUCGUAGAUUUUAAAGUACUGUGAUUGUUUUAAAAUGCAUACAAAAUGUCAAAAUGAGAUUCAACAACAACAAGCUUUAAUAAUUCAACUUCAAGAAGAUUUAGUUGAUAAGAAUAAAAGAAUAUCAGAAUUAUCAGGUUUAUUGGAUAAAUAUCAAAGUGUAUUUAAUCAGUCACCAUCUUUAUCGACACCAGUAACGGUGAUUAAAGGUCAAAUACAACCACAACAAUCAAGAGAACGACAAUUGGGCUUGAAUGAUGUUGUGUUUGGAUUUGGUGGCAAUGAUCAAUCACAUGUACAUGAUCCAACUGUACAAACGAGAAAACGUGGUAUCGGUAUAUCAGCUGAACCUCAAAAUGAAGAUGAAAUUCAAUCGAAAGAACUUAAAUCAUAUCCCAAGUCAGAGGAUGUUCGUAAAUUAAUAAAAGGUGCUAUUCUGGAAAAUGACUUCAUGAAUCAUAUCGCAUCAAGUCAAUUGAGUCAGUUAGUCGAUUGCAUGUACAGCAUAGAGUUUACUGCGGGUGAAAUGAUCAUUACUGAAGGUGAUUAUGGCUCGUUAGUGUAUGUAUUAGGCGAGGGACAACUAGAAAUUUCCAAAGAUGGUCGAAAAUUAAGAGUGCUAGAUCGUCCGACAGUACUAGGGGAAUUAGCUGUUUUAUAUAAUUGCACUCGAACUGCCAGUGUUAAGGCUAUAACAAACGGAACACUUUGGGCAAUUGACAGAACAUCAUUUCAAACUAUAUUAAUGAGAGAUCAUUUACAAAAACACAAUGAUUACAUAACAUUCCUUAAAAGUGUACCAACAUUUAGUAAUUUACCAGAUAGUACAAUAUCCAAAUUAGCAGAUCAACUGAAUGAAGUUACUUAUCGUCCAAAUGAAUAUAUAAUACGUCAAGGUGCAAGAGGUGACAAUUUCUACAUAAUUGCUGAUGGUCAUGUGAAGGUGACCAUUUAUCCAACAACAGAGAAUGGAGUAAUUGAUCGUACAAAAGAGCCUCAGUUUGUACGUACACUAGGUAGAGGAGAUUGGUUUGGUGAAAAAGCAUUAACUGGUGACAACUUACGAACGGCCAAUAUUAUUGCAACUGGAGAUGAAGGGGUAACAUGUUUAGCUUUGGAUUUAGAGUCAUAUAGCCUUUUGAUUGCUGAUUUGGCUGCAUUAAAAAGGCGAUAUUCACAAGAAAAACCGCAAGAAACUACAAUUGAAGAAUAUAAGCCAGAAUUUCAAAACUUACAAUUUCAAGAUCUAAAAAUUAUGUCUACUUUGGGUUCUGGAGGUUUUGGUCGUGUUGAGCUCGUAAGUAUAGGAAGUGAUAAGACAAAAACAUAUGCUUUAAAAAAGAUGAGAAAACAGCAUAUUAUUGAAACAAAACAAGAGGAACAUGUAAUAAAUGAGCGUAAUAUCAUGUUACAUACAGAUUGUGAUUUUAUUGUAAGACUAUGCAAAACAUUCAGAGAUAAUAAAUAUGUCUAUUUACUGCUUGAAGUAUGUCUGGGUGGUGAACUUUGGUCUCUUCUAAAGGACAAGAGAACAAAAGGGUUUGUUUAUAAAACAUACGUGUGUUUUUUUCUUCUCAAUAUCUGCAUGAGAUUAGUUGUUUUGCCGUGAUUUCCAAGUAUCGAUUUAUUUGAUUAUCCAAUUUCGAAAUUUACUAAACAAAAAUAAAAACAUUUUUCACACUUUUUAUUUCUCUUGAUAAAUUGGAAUAAAGGAAGGAGGUUCUUGUCAGUUGUGAACAAUAUUUAACUUACUAAAUUCUAAUCAUAUUACUGGUGAGAAUAUAAUUUAUGGACGACCUUCGAGCGACGCCGAAAUGACAUUGAUAAUGUCCACCUAAUAACUAGGACCAAAUGAGGGUUAGAAACCACUAUGGAUAAUUAAAAUUAUGAUUUACAGUUGAUGGUUAAGGUUAGGAAUUAGAUAAAGGGUUUUCAUCACAAACUGGCAUGAGCUAUAAUGCCAAACCCUUAUUUAACCGAAUGGCUGAGUGAAUUUAAGACUUGAUAUCUUAUACCUGAUUGAUUCGUCCAUUAAUUAUAAUCUCACCGUAUCACUUUUUAUGACUUUAUUCUGAAUGCAGCUGUUAAGAAACUUUCAAAUGGAAUGAAUUCACGGGAUUCAGUUAAUUUUGUUGUUGUGCAUUCCUUCGAAUGGUCUAAUAAAUGAAAAAAGCAUCUACUAACUCAUUAUUUAUUUUAUCAUGAGGUUCAUGAUUGUGAUUGUUUAUGUUAUUUUCUGAUUUCCGUUUCAUACAUUUUGGUUACUACUAAAGUUAAAAAAACAGACAGCCUCAUUCACGCCAAGCUUAAGAUUUCCUGCUAUAAGAAGUUUGAAGAGUAACAUUUUCGAGAGUUUCCACUAGAAUAUGAAAAGAUAUGACAUCAACAAUAAGAAUUUGGAUAAGAUUAAGAAGGGAGCUAAAAAGCCCAUCUAUUCAUACAUUUAAUAAAGUGAAAACGAGUAAGUUAAAUAAUCUAACAACUGAGGUUUAUGAUAAAUGCAGACUUAGACAAAGAAUUUCGUUAAUUAAUACUGCAUACCUGGUCAAAUUGAUUUCCAUUGAGUAAAUGGGUAUCACGUAACUUUAUAUGAUGCAUAGAGCAUAGCAAACUCCAUGAAUUUAAUGAUUUUCUGUUUUAUAACACAGUACGAUUCAAUGCUUUUGACAUUUUUAUUGAAGCUUUCUUCACGAAUUUCACUAGCUUCAUAUCUUCAUAGACUUUAAAUUGAAAAUGAUUUGUCAUGCAGAAGUAAAUUAUCAUGUUGAACUGAUAAUUUGUCUAGAGCAACAAAUUGAAAUAUGGGUUUGCAAUUGUACACAAGAUCACAUACAGGACAUAAUAACCAUGUACUUAACACUGCAUUAAAGAAUAGUAAAUGUCAAAAAAAAUUUGAGCAAACGUUGAACAUAACAAUUUAUUAGCAGCUACAAUAGUAUACUCUGAAUCACCCUCCUGAGAUGCAGCUUAGAUUACUGAAAGACAAAUUUCUACAGAAAAAGAUACAUCAUUUAAGAUAUAAGAUUGUUACAAAAAUUUCAUUACAUAUUUGUUAAUUCACCUGUUCUUAUAGAUGGUGCUCAUUGUGUCUAAAUAGUUCAAGAGCAUUAGUUUGUGCAGUUGGAAAAAGGCAGUGGCAGAUGCAUAAUAUGUGAAAUAAUAAGCAUUUUGUUAAUAUAUGUGGUUCAAUUACAAUAGACUAAUAUUUCGGUUAUCUAAAAAUUAAAAAGAAACUUACCACAGAUAGUACAUCUUCACCUCCUGUGUAUUAUUGAAAUUUUCUUAUACCCACAGUAAGUCUCAAAAUGAAUGAAGUAAAGAUGAACUCGAACAACUCACUCCACUAUGGUCUUACUUUCUAACAUGAGAAUUCUACUACCACUCUCAUUUAAUCCGUUAAUCUUUUCUUACAUGUACAUUGAUACUGUUUCAUUAGUUUAUUUUUCGUAUGGUAAAGUAACAUACUUUAAGACGUCUUUAAAUAUAAUAAGAUUUGUGGGUUGGUUAAAGUUAGACAUUAACACCAUGGGAUGCCGACUCAGUGGUCUAGAGGUUAAGUGUUCGUGCGCGAGACCGAAGGUGGAUGCGUACUAUUGAAGAGUCCCAUACUAGGACGAAAUUGCCGUUCAGUGCUUCCAGGCUUUCCAUGGUGGUCUAGCUUUAAUUGGCUCAUGAAUUCAACUAUAAAAUAAAUAAUUCUCAUUUAAAAUGGAAUCAUUAGUAAGAUAUAAUGUAAAUAAUAUAAUGUAAAAAUAAAAAAUUGCAUGAUCAUCUC